Messenger RNA from Spirodela intermedia, 294 nucleotides. The record is from the annotation of a GenBank genome assembly. Lineage: Eukaryota; Viridiplantae; Streptophyta; Magnoliopsida; Alismatales; Araceae.
AUGGGCUGGUGGAAGGGCCAGGCGCACUGUCCCGGGCACUGGCUGGCCGAGUUGCCGACCCAGAUGAAGGGGGACUCCCGGCGCCACUCGCCGUGGGUGCCACACCGGCUCAUGCAAAAGCCCUCCACAGUCACGUCCGCAGAGGUGAGAACCACGUUGAUGGCGGCGGCACCACCCCCAGCCUUUCCUGCUAGCGUAACCAGGUCAGCGGAAUUGAGGGACUUUCCGAGAGAGCAUCCUCCGUCGAGCACCUGGCGGCCCAGGAAGAGCACCGUCUUCCUCCCAUGUCCAUAG